This is a messenger RNA of Sorex fumeus (smoky shrew), 234 nucleotides long. RefSeq names its product short transmembrane mitochondrial protein 1-like. NCBI's taxonomy places the organism in Eukaryota, Metazoa, Chordata, Mammalia, Eulipotyphla, Soricidae. The record is from RefSeq and is a predicted model, not a curated record. The coding region runs from base 1 to 234 and encodes 77 amino acids. The transcript has 2 exons.
AUGUUGGGCAUAAAUGGGCCUCAAUACGGAACCAACGUUACAACGAUGUUUGUGAAGUAUGUGUUUUCUGUGAGACACAAUCCUGGCAUCACCCUCCAGUUCCUGCUUGGAUUUAUUUUGUGCAACAUGGUUGGAAUGUUUCUGACACAGAAUUAUGACCUGCCAAGCCUGGCUAUAAAAGCUGAAGACAUUAAAGGGGGCUUGGAAGAUAAGAAGACGCCCCCUAGGUCAUGA